GUUUGAAUAUUGCAUGAUUUGAUCAUUUUCUCCGAAUUGAUGUCGAUGGAUGGCCGGAUAACCUUUUCGCAGAAAAUUCAACGCGGGCUCCAAUUCAUUAUAUUUAAUACUAUAAGUCUAUAAUAAUAAUAAUAUUGUUUUGAGUAUCCGGAUGAUCCACAGUAGUCAGCGAGAUUCAAGAUGCAGAUUUCAGUUAAGCACUUGCUUCGCGGUAUCAUUCAACACUAGUCUCCCAUUAUCUUCUCUCUCUCUCUCUGUUUGGCCGUGGGAUUGAGCUCAAUUCGAUCUGCGAAGUUACGUUCUUACGGCAAAGAUUCGGCAGGAUGUACUUGGUGGAGAGCAAGGGAGGCGCCAUAGCAUGUAUGGUGCUUUCCCUAUUGUUCUUGGGGACAUGGCCUGCAAUCAUGACUCUUCUGGAAAGGAGAGGCCGUCUUCCUCAGCACACUUACCUUGAUUACACCAUUACCAACCUCUUGGCUGCUGUGAUCAUUGCCUUCACCUUUGGUGAAAUUGGAAACAGCACUCCUCAAAAGCCAAAUUUCCUCCCUCAACUUUCGCAGGACAAUUUGCCCAGCGUUCUGUUUGCAAUGGCUGGUGGGCUGGUCCUCAGCAUAGGAAACCUGUCCACACAAUAUGCCUGGGCUUUUGUUGGCUUAUCUGUGACUGAGGUCAUCACUUCAAGCGUAACUGUGGUUAUAGGAACAACCUUGAACUACUUCUUGGAUGACAAAAUUAAUAAAGCCGAAAUUCUUUUCCCUGGUGUUGGGUGCUUCUUGAUUGCGGUUUGUCUUGGCUCUGCUGUUCAUGCAUCCAAUUCCGUUGAUAAUAAAGCUAAGCUUAGGAGUUUCUCCAACGACAACAAAACUGGGGCAACAAACAUAUCGAUGCCAAAAGAAACAAAUGAAAACAUAGUCAGAAGAAAGGAUCUGGAGAAUGGUACUAUUUCAGAAAAGGCAAAAGCUGGGACUGCGGGCUUUCUUAUAGAGCUUGAGAAUAGAAGAUCAAUUAAGGUGCUUGGAAAAGGCAUUGUGAUUGGAUUGGCCAUAACUUUCUUUGCUGGGUUUUGCUUCUCGCUGUUCUCACCAGCAUUCAACUUGGCGACAAACGAUCAGUGGCACGCCUUGAAACAUGGCGUUCCUCACUUGAGCGUCUACACUGCUUUUUUCUAUUUCUCUGUCUCCUGUUUCGUGGUGGCCAUCAUAUUAAACAUCAGUUUCCUCUACCACCCUGUAUUAAACCUACCCAGUUCAACGUUUAGGGCUUAUCUCUCAGACUUUAAUGGCAGAGGUUGGGCCUUUUUGGCUGGCCUUCUUUGUGGUUUUGGAAACGGUCUCCAAUUUAUGGGAGGUCAAGCUGCAGGCUAUGCGGCAGCUGAUGCUGUUCAGGCACUUCCACUGGUGAGCACCUUCUGGGGCAUAGUUCUAUUUGGAGAAUACAGGAAAUCGUCAAAACGAACAUAUAUAUUGCUCACAGGCAUGUUGUUCAUGUUCAUUGUGGCUGUUGCUGUUCUAAUGGCAUCAUCAGGGCAUCGAAAAUGAGUAAAAAGCUGCUAACGCCCGAGGUUAUUUUGUUUGCAUAAUCUGUGAGAAGAAUUGCCCAUAUUCUUCAGACCGCUGGUUAGUUAUGGUGCAGUUUUAAGUUCUUGUUAAGUUAUAGUCACAAGCCACAAGCGGUCAUUUCAAGCAAGAAGCCAAACAAGCAUGUGGAAGAAUCAAUCCGGGAUAAUGGUUCCAGGUGCAAGUGAAUCUGGGAUCUGGCAAGUGGCAAUGCUCCUUUCUUAGAUCAAAACGGCUUCUGGCUCUUUAGGGCAAGAAUUCUUUGGCAUCUCUUUUAGUUUACUUGCAUUCUUAUUUCCAUUUGGUUCCUUAUUGAAGAUCAUGAUGCUAUGAAUCAAUUGUUUGCGUAUGUCAUACAGUACUUGUAAACCCUUAUUGCAGAUCAAUGAAAACCGCAAUCACUGUCUA
This is a messenger RNA of Diospyros lotus (date-plum), 1964 nucleotides long. RefSeq names its product ureide permease 1-like. NCBI's taxonomy places the organism in Eukaryota, Viridiplantae, Streptophyta, Magnoliopsida, Ericales, Ebenaceae. The transcript is spliced from 8 exons. Gene Ontology annotation, cellular component: membrane. Gene Ontology annotation, biological process: nitrogen compound transport. The record is from RefSeq and is a predicted model, not a curated record. Gene Ontology annotation, molecular function: uracil:monoatomic cation symporter activity; allantoin:proton symporter activity. Bases 324 to 1538 code for a protein of 404 amino acids.